Messenger RNA from Glycine soja, 2638 nucleotides. RefSeq names its product basic helix-loop-helix protein A-like. The record is from RefSeq and is a predicted model, not a curated record. The transcript is spliced from 8 exons. NCBI's taxonomy places the organism in Eukaryota, Viridiplantae, Streptophyta, Magnoliopsida, Fabales, Fabaceae. The coding region runs from base 291 to 2252 and encodes 653 amino acids. Gene Ontology annotation, molecular function: protein dimerization activity.
ACAUCUGCAGGUCUAUACUUAAUUUCUUUACCUUCUCUUCUCUUCUCUUCUCUCCUUGGAAGUUCCCUUUGCCUUAUUUUCUCUCUUCUUUUUCAUUGGGAAUAAAUAAAAGGUUUGAUUUUCGGCUCAGAUCCACGCCAACACUCAUUUUCAUUGCCUAUUUACACUUCACCAAAACUCAGAAGCCAAUUUUUUUUCCCACUUCUGGGUAAGUAUUUUGAAGGAAGAUAGAUAUGGUUCCAGAGGAGUAACCGAAAGCCUGCUGUUUCAAAAACCCUGUUGGGAAAACAAUGACUGCGCCACUAGACACUGGCCUUCAAAGCAUGUUGCAGGCUGCGGUGCAAUCUGUUCACUGGACUUACAGCCUCUUCUGGCAACUUUGUCCACAGCAAGUGAUUCUGGUUUGGGGUGAUGGUUACUACAAUGGAGCAAUUAAGACACGGAAGACGGUGCAACCAAUGGAGGUGAGUGCUGAGGAGGCUUCUCUCCAAAGAAGUCAGCAACUUAGAGAACUUUAUGAAUCAUUGUCAGUCGGAGAGACAAAUCCGCCGACUCGCCGGCCUUGUGCUGCCUUGUCGCCGGAGGACUUAACAGAAUCUGAAUGGUUCUAUUUGAUGUGUGUCUCAUUCUCCUUUCCUCCUGGUGUUGGGUUGCCUGGAAAGGCAUAUGCCAGGAGGCAGCAUCUAUGGCUCACUGGUGCAAACGAGGUGGACAGCAAAACAUUUUCACGAGCUAUUCUAGCCAAGAGUGCUCGUAUACAGACCGUGGUGUGCAUUCCUUUAUUGGAUGGCGUCGUUGAAUUUGGGACAACAGAUAAGGUUCAAGAAGAUCUUAGCUUCAUCCAACACGUGAAGACUUUUUUCAUAGACCAUCUCAUCCCUCUCAGGCCAAAGCCUGCCCUAUCGGAGCACUCAACCUCCAACCCUACCUCCUCCGACCACAUCCCCACAGUCAUGUACACCAUGGUGGACCCACCUGCCGCCAAGUGCAACCUAAAUGAUGACAUGGAUGAGGAUAUUGAAGAGGAAGAGGAGGAGGAAGAAGAGGACGAGGUGGAAUCCGGUUCCGAAGAUGAAACUGGAGACGGUAUUGCCUGCCAAACUUUGAGACCAUCAACGGUGGCAGAGCCCAGCGAGCUGAUGCAGCUGGAGAUGCCAGAGGACAUUCGACUCGGGUCGCCGAACGAUGGAUCAAACAACCUGGACUCAGACUUUCAUUUGCUUGCGGUGAGCCAGGGUGGCAAUGAGGCAAGGCAGGCUGAGUCAACUCGAAGGUGGAGCUCAAGUCAAGAACCCAUGCAAGUUCAACUACCGACUUCAGCCCUUCAUCCAUUAGAAGACUUGACCCAAGAGGACACUCACUACUCUCAAACGGUGUCCAACAUCCUCCAAAACCAGACCACACGGUGGCUCGCCUCACCCUCCUCCAUUGGCUACAACACAUACUCCACGCAUUCGGCAUUCGCAAAAUGGAGCAGCCGCGCCAGCCACCACUUCCACCCGGCGGCGGACGGCACCAGCCAGUGGCUCCUCAAGUACAUCCUCUUCACGGUCCCGCACCUCCACGCCAAGAACCCCGGCGAGAGUUCUCCCCAUACCGCGGCGGACACCAAGCUCCGCGGCAAGGGGACGCCGCAGGACGAGCUCAGUGCGAACCACGUGCUGGCCGAGCGCCGCCGCCGCGAGAAGCUGAAUGAGAGGUUCAUAAUCCUGCGGUCGCUGGUCCCCUUCGUGACCAAAAUGGACAAGGCGUCGAUAUUGGGAGACACCAUCGAGUACGUGAAGCAGUUGCGGCGGAAGAUCCAGGAGCUCGAGGCGCGUAACCGCUUAACGGAGGAGCGUUCCAAGCUCCCAGAGGUAGCAGUUCAGAGGACGAGUAGCAGUUCGAGCAAGGAGCAACAGAGGAGUGGGGUGACGAUGAUGGAAAAGAGGAAGGUGAGGAUCGUGGAAGGGGUAGCGGCGAAGGCAAAGGCAGUGGAAGUUGAGGCCACCACGUCGGUGCAAGUUUCGAUCAUAGAGAGCGACGCGCUGUUGGAGAUUGAGUGUCGUCACAGAGAAGGGUUACUUCUGGACGUGAUGCAGAUGCUGAGGGAGGUGAGGAUAGAGGUUAUAGGGGUGCAGUCUUCGCUUAACAAUGGGGUGUUCGUGGCGGAGUUGAGGGCUAAGGUGAAGGAGCAUGCAAACGGGAAGAAGGUCAGCAUUGUGGAAGUGAAGAGGGCACUUAACCAAAUUAUACCCCAUGCCGUUGACUAAUACGAUUCUAAUUUGGGCUUUGCACAAAGAGGGGGUGCAUGCAUCAAUUUUCAUGGCUUGCUUUAUGGAUGAAUAUUCCAAGUAGAAUUAACUGGCUAUUUCUCUUGCAAGCCACACUAUAUGUACGUCCAAUCACAAUGGCUUGAUGCAUGUGUAUCUAUGAUUCAAGCCAGAUGUGAAGCCUAGUAAAUAAACCCAUAAGUGUUGUCAGGAAGGCUGAUUAAGUAAAAAGAAACUAGGGAACAGUAGUGUUGUCUUUAGAGUUUUAGUAGAUUAAUUAAAAUAGUUGACAUUCUAUAGUUUUAGUGUAGUAAUUAUGUAAUGAUCGAUGUAGUUAAGAACAAUUGAAAUUAAUAUAGAAAAAAGUAUGUAUAAUUUGAAAAUUA